This is a messenger RNA of Amoebophrya sp. A25, 4544 nucleotides long. The record is from the annotation of a GenBank genome assembly. Lineage: Eukaryota; Dinophyceae; Syndiniales; Amoebophryaceae.
AGGAUUUCAUAUCGUUAUAUUUGUAAUCCUAUUUGUGUUAGCAUCCCUUUCGCGUGUUAGUUGUAGAGUGAUCCCCACCCUCACUCUUCUCUCUCUUCUUCCACAAUAACUUUUCAUUAUAGGACAUCAACCUACUUACAACUACAAUCCGAAACCAUACUUACUACUUAUCAUCUGCCACGUAUUAUCCCGUUCCCCUUGACAAGAUGGCUUCUAUCUACGUUGCUAUCCGCGUGCGGCCUUUUGUGCCUCGGGAGAAGAAGGCCAAGGAGGAGAGCUGUUUGGAGUGCGGGUCGACGGACAUCAAGCUCGUGAAUAAGGCAACCGGGAAUGUGCAGAGCUUCGCUUUGGAUGAAAUCUGGGACUCCUCUUGCGACCCCACGAGUUCCAGCUUCGCAUCCCAAGCCACCUGCUACGUCAACAUGGGUAAAAAACGCCUUCUUACCGAAGUCCGCGAUGGUUUCAACUGUUCUCUCUUUGCCUACGGCCAGACUGGUUCCGGAAAGACGACCUCGAUUAUGGGUGAGAUGAACCCGCCAGAAGAGCGAGGUAUUCUGCCGCGAGUAUUGCACGACUUGUUCGACUUCUGGGGUCAGAAGAGGAAGGAGGGGUGGACAAUCGACGUACGAGUCAGGAUGAUGGAGAUUUACAACGAGAGGAUAAACGAUUUGCUCAGACCACAUGCACAUGGUACUAAUCUACAACGAAAGAAUAAGCGAUCUUUUGAGACCACAUGGUUGUACUAAAAAUCUACAACGAAAGAAUAAGCGAUCUUUUGAGACCACAUGGUAGUUAUUCUAUUUUAACAUGUACUAACUUGCAUUUAAUAUGGUGCGCAGUACGUAGUUUUAGCUUAUUGUGCUGGUCAUUUUCUAUUUGUUGUACUAGCUUGCGCCUACCACAACCUUCACCUGGCAUUAAAUAGUGACUAAACGAGGUGAAGAUCAAGAAUCGAUACAAUCAUGUUUUCAGUUUUCUACUGGUUUAUCUCUCGUGUACGUAUCAACAUGAACAUCUUCACGGCCCAGUAUAUUUUCCACUUCCACCAGAUACUCCGGGCAAGGCGCAGAAGAAGCUGGACGUGCGUAUGCAUCCAAAAUUGGGCGUCUACGUUCCAGAUUUGACCAUCAAUGCAGUUGAGACCGUGGAAGACUGUGUCCAUCUCCUGGAGUACGGUGUCACCAUGAAGACCGUCGCCGCGACGCAGAUGAACGCGCAAUCCUCUCGUGGUCACACCAUUUUCGCGAUGAAGGUCGAGAAGGAUGUGAAGGAGGGCUUCACGGAGAGACACGAGACCAACGAACUGUUCAUUGUCGAUCUGGCGGGACGCGAGAACGAGCGAACCACUUUAGCCACAGGUGAACGCUUGGUGGAGUUGAGCUUCAUCAACAAGAGUUUGUUCCACUUGGCAAACUGCAUUCACGCCUUAGGUGCUGCGACGGAAGCUGCCGCCGCAAAAGCGGAGAAGAAAGCCGCACCAAGCGGCGCCCACGCCAAAGUGGCACAGACUCAGCGUGAUAUUUCCCAAGCUAACUUCCGAAACAGCAAGUUGACUCUAUUGCUCUCUGAGGCUUUAUCCGGCAACUCGAAGACGUAUAUGAUCGGCACUCUGUCUCCAGCCGUAUCCGCUUUUGAGGAGAACCAAGUCACGCUACGCUUCGCUGCCACGGUCAAAAAUAUCAAGCUGAAAGCCUCGAAAAUCGAGGGCUCGAAGACGGAUCAAGUCGCUGCAUUGGAUGCGGAGGUGAAGCGCCUCCGCGACCAGUUGGCGAACGCUCCUAAGGUGGCCGGUCGUGUUGAUGAGUUCGCGGUUCGCGACUUGAAGGAACAGUUGGAUGCCACCCACGCAGCUCUGGCUGAGAAGAACAAGAGCUGGCAAGAUGCCCGAUCUGAAGCUGAGGCACACGCGGAACAGCGUAACAAGAUGCUGAAGAAGCUAGGACUUGAGAAGAUGAAGUAUCAGCAGCAGCUGGCCAAAAUGCGCGAGCAAUUCAUUCAACCAGUGCCGUACAUUUCGAACGAGAGCUCCGAUCCGCACAUGACUGGUCGCAUUGUCUACUCCUUCGCGAAGGGUGGCAGCUUUUUCCUCGGGAGCGACGUGGACGUUCUGGAGAAAUACGCCCAACAAAUGUCUCUCAACGCGUCUGGGGGACGUCGUCAUCACGGCAGCAUCAAAGACGUUGAUGACGACGAUGACGACGGCAUGGGAUCCACGAAGUGCAUCCAGGUUCGAGGCUUGGGUAUUUCUCCCAAACUAGCACGAUUUGACGCUGAGAUCAUCGAGACGGCUCGACCUUCGAAGAAGGACGCAACAUCUGAGGAGAAGAAGGGGAAGGAAGCCGAGAUCGACAAUUUAUUGGAGUCCUUGGAGGGAGAUGAUCAGGCGGCGAAGCGGAAAGUGAAGCUGACGCUCACCAGAAUCUCGGGUGAAGGCGUGGUGAUGCUGAACAAUGAGGCUUUGCCAGUGGGCGAGCCGCACGAGUGCAAACAGGGAGACAAAGUGGUUUUGGGGUACUUGAAGAUCUACAUCAACGAGUCAUGAUGUUUGUUCAUCUUGUUGCUUGGAGAAUUUUAAUAUGAAGAAGAUUGUUUUGAUGUCACAUGCAGCCUAAGAGCUGAUAGCGACGAGGACUUCUUCCAUCUUAAUUGACGAAGAGGACGAGUUUUACUUAUUAUUCAUCUCACUGGGACUUAUUUUGGUUGAUUCUUUCUCGUUUUACAGUGUAUGUCUCUGGGCGAUACAAACUACUUCUGCCUCUCCAACCCAGCAUUUGAUCAACAUUACAUCAGACGCGCGCACAUUUUCCGGUGUUACGUGGACGAAGCUGAGGGCGACAAGAAGUUGCAUGAGCGUGGUACCAACGGUUGUCAGACACCCCGUCAGCGACGAUCCCAGUACAACACCUCCGAAUCGAUUGAAAAAUGUAUCAAGGAUCUCCUCGGUGAGGACAGCGCCACUGAUCAGACCAAGGUCUACCUUGCAAAAGUGUACUUAGCUAGUUUGAAGAACCUGUCCAUCGACCAAGAACCUCGCGUGUACCGCUUUCUCUAUGAAGCCAAGAAGACCAAGCACUUGGUUGACGAAGCGAAUGAGAUCACGCACGCUGUGCGACCGCAAGACAACCUGCGAUUCGAGUUGGACACUAUGGCACCAGCCUUGUUUACGGGGUAUCCGUCGGCUAACUAUAUGCCGCAGUUGUUGAUUCGCGUCAUUCGGUUGUUGACGCCAGCCCAGAAGCGUUGGCAUAACAUUCGCGACCGCAUUCACUUCGCAAAAGGAGCAUUGUUGCAGGUGAGUUUUUUUGUUUGGUCAUACCUUCCUCCUCUUGGUUCAGGCAUUUGUACCGUCGUGAUUGGUUGACAAGUUUGGAAGGAACCUUGAGUUUUGAAUGACUUAAGCGUGGUCCAUGUAAUCCUCCUAGUAGUGAAGCUGGUAGAAGAACAUGAAAUCUUCAAAUUUCCUCUAUCUCUUAAUACUUCUUCAGGCAUCCCACCUCCAAGAAUACGAUGAAUUGCACGCUCACGCUACCGAUCGCGAGGAGGACGAGCAUGAAGUUUUGUUCGUUUGGUCUAUUACCAAAUUUUUGGGUCGUUUGGACAUGAUGCGAGAUAUUUAUCAUAACUGGAUGUCUGGCGUUUCCUUCUUUGUGGACCUCAAAGAAGACCCUUGGGUCGAGGCUGGACCCGUGGAGAUGGAAUUCUGGCUGCGUGAGAAGGAAGAGGAAAAGAUGAAGGACAUCCAGAAGUUCACCGAUUUGUUGAAUUUGACUCGGAAGGAAGCCAGGAGUUUGAAGAACGAUAAAGAAGCACUGGAGACGAAGAUGCAGAAGAUGGAAAAGGCCGUUGCUGUGGCGAACAAACAGCAAUUGGAACUGAAGAAGUUGGAGAAUCAACAAGGCACGAUGUCCGAGAUGCAACUUGUGCAGUUAAAUGCGCAGAAGAAGGCUGAAAUCGAUGUUUUGACCCAGGAGAACGAAAAACUCCGAAGGGAGAAUGAGGACCUGAAAAAGACCGGUGCUGGCGAUGACGGAACUAGCGGCAAGGGUGAGAAGAAAGUGAAAGAGCUGAAACAGCAAUUCAUCGAUGAAAAAUACAAGAUGCUUGAUCGUUUCACUGCUGAGAAAGAAGCGCUCAAAGAAGAAUUGGAAAAACGCUUGAAUGAGUUCAAGAAGAAGUUCGAGGUUGAACGUAAGAACGUUUUGCGAGAUGCAGAAAACGACAAGAUCGCCUUGAAGCACGCGUUUGAACAGGAGAAGACGAACAUGCGCAAGCAGUUCAAGGACGAUUUGGAAGCGAUUCGGAAGGUAGAGCAGGACGAAAUGCAGUCACGAUACGAGCAACAUGAACAACAGAUUUCAAUGCUCAAUGAGUUGCUCGCAGAGGCCAUGGCGAAGGGAGGAAACGCGGCGAAUGGGGAUGAUGUGCGAGGAUCGGUGAAACACAAGACCUCCACAGGGGGGCGACCGGCGUCAUCAGUGGGCGCGAGAAGAGAGGGUAGCGCGAUACCACCCGCGGCGGCGAAAAAACCAUCAAAUCGGGUUUAA